Molecule: messenger RNA, 363 nt
Organism: Caenorhabditis remanei
Lineage: Eukaryota; Metazoa; Nematoda; Chromadorea; Rhabditida; Rhabditidae
Exons: 2
Coding region: 1-363 (120 amino acids)
Source: RefSeq, a predicted model, not a curated record
AUGGAACGUGUGAAGUCUUUGGGCAAUGAACAUAUUAUGAUCGCCACUAUCGGAACGUUUUCGGAUCUCAAUAGUCUAUGCGAGUUAGCUCAACACUGGGCAAGCAAUGAGCGCACAGACGGAAAUUCGAUUGCUAUUAUAAUAUCUGUAGCAACUUCCUAUCAAAUGUGGUAUUUGCUCCAGAACAGACUUGGAGCAUUCAUUACAACAACUUUGAACGAAGACGGCGAUGAAACGGUUGGUCUCGCUCUGCAAAUGGAAAACAAUCGUCUUCUCCACAUUUAUAGUAUUCCACUUCGAAUUCGUAAGGAAGAGUGUUUUUUCUACAUGGAAGUCAAGGAUAGACUUGCUACUCCAUACUAG